AUGUCGACUUGCAUGGCAAUGCCCACAAAUUUGUGCGUCCAUUUUGCAUUUAUGUGCACUCAGGAAGGGGGCCGCUUGUUGAGAGAAUUGCGGCGAGAGACAGCAGAUGCUGCAUUCCUGGGAAUCCCUAUUGCCUCUGUCUUCUUGGAAGCCAUUCUGCCGCAGCACCUGGUGGUGCAACUUGUGUGCACCCCAAGGGAGUGGGGUGGAAGGGUUGUACGUUGUUUUUGGGUGCGCUCACCUUGGAGAGUCGCACAUUGUGGUAGGGUUGUUGUUUGGAUGUGCGUCCAGGGUGUGAGGUGUGCAUGUAAUUGGGCAAAUCAAGAUUGUCGGCUGCUGCUUCAAGAGUGCUUCGAGACUGGACACAGCCUUGUAUGCAUAUGGCUGCUGAUGCUGUCGUUUGAGGUGGGCGACGACGUCAAAUUGGGCCUCAGGCAUCCCAGCGCCGUCUUGCACCUUUGCAGUCGAAUGUGGGCGCUUUGUGUAUGCAGCUUGACACGGUGGGGAGGGAGAAACAGGGUCUAG
Messenger RNA from Ostreobium quekettii, 525 nucleotides. The record is from the annotation of a GenBank genome assembly. NCBI's taxonomy places the organism in Eukaryota, Viridiplantae, Chlorophyta, Ulvophyceae, Bryopsidales, Ostreobiaceae.